Messenger RNA from Osmia bicornis bicornis, 887 nucleotides. It is a transcript of the gene Phf5a, whose product is annotated as PHD finger-like domain-containing protein 5A. The record is from RefSeq and is a predicted model, not a curated record. Lineage: Eukaryota; Metazoa; Arthropoda; Insecta; Hymenoptera; Megachilidae. Gene Ontology annotation, biological process: mRNA splicing, via spliceosome. Bases 476 to 808 code for a protein of 110 amino acids. Gene Ontology annotation, cellular component: precatalytic spliceosome; U12-type spliceosomal complex; catalytic step 2 spliceosome. The transcript has 4 exons.
CAGGAAGCGAGAAAGAGGGUGGUUAAAAGUACAAAAAAAUCAAUAGACACACAAUUUGCAAUAAUUAUUUGGUCAUCAAAAACGCUUAUGCAUUUACUUUUGAUUGAUUAACAGAUUAAAAUAUUUCAUGGAAGAUGUUCUUUACCACAAACGGAAACUUGUUACCUACUGUGUAACAGUAGAAAUCUAUUACCUACUGUGCAAUAGCUAAUGAAUAUUUGUUGCUAAAAAUACAAGUGCAAUAACAUAACAAUAAAUUAAAUACACCAAAUAAACAUAUAUUGUAGGCGCAAUGACUAUAUCUUUUAAAUUAUGUGUCCAAUAAUGUAAGAACAGUGAUGAAAGAAACCUUAACCCCCGAAGUCGAGCUUCCUCGACUGUGUUGACGUAUUUAUAUUUAGUUACGUGUAGUAUAUAGUAUGUUCAUGCGGUUAUUUGUUUCGUGACAUUCAAAGCAUUUUAAUCAUUCUGUAAUAUGGCUAAACAUCAUCCAGAUUUAAUCUUUUGUAGGAAACAACCAGGAGUCGCUAUUGGACGAUUAUGCGAAAAGUGUGACGGUAAAUGCGUGAUUUGCGAUUCCUAUGUAAGACCGUGUACUUUGGUUAGAAUUUGUGACGAAUGCAACUACGGGUCUUACCAGGGCCGAUGCGUUAUCUGCGGUGGUCCUGGAGUUUCCGAUGCCUAUUACUGCAAAGAAUGUACGAUUCAGGAAAAGGAUAGGGACGGAUGUCCGAAGAUCGUAAAUCUCGGAAGUUCAAAGACGGAUCUGUUCUAUGAAAGAAAGAAAUAUGGUUUUAAGAGAAGAUAAAAUUAGGUUCUGAAAAAUUACUUAACUUAUAUAAGAAAUCCUUUCUUACGUUCCAAAUAAAUAAUUAUCUUGAUACUUA